GCCACAGUUCGAGAGGAGAAGUCAAUCAUCCAAAAAUCGAUCUGGAACGAGCAGAGGUCUGUGAACUCGAGCUGUGAGAGUGCUGAGACUGUUUGGCCGAUAUCUCGAGUUUUACCAAUCCAAUUAAGGCGUGUGAGAUACCAAAAGAAAGCUCUCAAGACGAGGAAUCCGUGAAGGUCUGGUUUGCAUCAAUCGGAGUAGAGGAAGGCUUCCAAAUCGUCCGAGCAGAACGAGACCUCGCAGGGACGGAUUUACUCUUCUAAGAAUCGAGUUAGCCGGAAAACACCCGUUCUAGGGGCUGUUUUAGUAUCAACGAUUCGGGGUUGAAAUAGCAACUUGAGGAGGCUAUUUAGCACCCAUUUUCAAGCAAGGAACUAGUUCCCAAUCUUCCUUGGCCGAGGCUUUAGCCAUUGGAUCGAGAAGGAAGGUUUUAAAGCUCAUUUGAGGUUGAGGCUAGAGCUUGCUUCCUGUGCUCGUUGCUCGAGGGAUCAUCUAGGAGGGAAGACUUGAAAUGGACGGUGGUGGCAGGAUUACUAGGAGAAACCCGACGGGCCGUGUACCAGUGGAGACUGGACAGGGCAGUCGAAGGACCUCUAGGGCGUCUAGGGGAGCUGGCCGUGGAGGCCGAUCACAGACCGUGAGUGACGGUCAUGUUGACACAGAAAGUGAAACCUACUGGUCCUAUGAGGACUCAACUUACCAACCGGAGACCGAGCCGGUUGAGACCCCUUACGAAGGGGAUGACGAUGAUAUAAGUGAUGAAGGAGGGGAGAAUGACUCCCUAGCCAGAAUCGAGGCGCUGCUCCAACAAUAUCAGCGGGAGCGCGAAGAAAGGAGGGAACGCCGAAGGCGCCGGGGAGGGCGAACUUUGGGUGGGGCUUCAAGAGGAAGAAGCCAAGGCGACUCUAGGGCCCACAUUGAACCACAUGGGGGCCGGGGUGAUGGAGGUCCGAUCAUAAGGAUCUCAAAAUUUCUCAAAGAGGCGAGAGACUUGGGGUGCAAACCCUUCAACGGAGCAGGUGACAUCUCGGUUGCCGCGGGAUGGAUCAAGAGGCUGAACGAAGCAGCCCUUGAUAUGCAACUCACCCCCGAGUUUAAGCUAAGGGUGGCGGUGAGGUUGCUUGAAGGGAUGGCAUCCACAUGGUGGGACGGAGCCAAGGGAAAGUAUGGCAACACGGUGACUUGGGAGAAUUUCCGACAGGAGUUCUUUGCCCAAUAUUAUUCUGAUUUUGAGGUGAACGCCAAGAGGAGAGAGUAUACCCUCCUGACCCAAGGGGGCAAAAUGACGGUGAGGCAACUUGAAC
This is a messenger RNA of Cuscuta epithymum, 1304 nucleotides long. NCBI's taxonomy places the organism in Eukaryota, Viridiplantae, Streptophyta, Magnoliopsida, Solanales, Convolvulaceae. The record is from the annotation of a GenBank genome assembly.